GAGAUAAAGGUUGAGAGGGAGAAGAACAGAAACAGUGUGUGACAUUAGAAAACAACUUUUCUGCCAGUGACGAAGGAAGUGGCAGCUGCUGCUGCUUCUCAGAAACUUCGAUCACCAUGCCCUUUCAAAGUAGCUCUACCAGGACUGCGAGGCACAGAUGGAUUUUGACUGGAUUCAUCGUUCUGUUAGUUAUGCUAGUUGUUAUUGUGGUGGUUGUUGCGUUUCAGCUGGGAAAGAAAGAGAGCACCAGCUCCGAAGUCCUGCAGUGGAAAGGCAAAGGGACCACUGAACAGCUACGUGAGAUCAUCCUGGGGAGAUGUUACAACUAUAUAGCUACAAUUAACCCUGAUCUAAGAGACAAAGACUGCAUCGCCAUCUGGGAUAUGCUGGAACACGCAUUUAUGUAUAAGCACCCAUGCAAUGCGACAGAAAAGGACUAUCAGCCCAUGAUGGAUGUUGCCCAUCACUCUAUCCCAUGUAACAAGGUAACAACAGUUUGUGCCCCCAGGAAGUCACUGUUUUGGAGCAAGACAAAUGACCUUGUACACCGUUACACAAAAGCUACUCGUAAUUACUUCACUUUGGAGGACACUUUGCCAGGCUACAUAGCAGAUGGAUUGUCAUGGUGUGGAAAUCCCUCCAGUCCUGGAAUCAACUACAACUCUUGCCCUAAAUGGACUGAAUGUGAGAAUAACCCUAGUUCAAUAUACUGGAAAAUGGCAUCAAAGAUGUUUGCAGAAGCUGCCUGUGGUACAGUUCAAGUGAUGCUUAAUGGAUCAAUAGGAGGUGGUGCAUACAGAGACAACAGCAUUUUGGGAAGUGUUGAAAUGGUUAACUUAAAUCCGGAUAAAAUCUCCAAGGUGCAGAUUUGGCUUAUGCAUGAUAUUGAUGGACCUCAAAGUGAAUCUUGCAUGGGCCAUUCUGUAACAAAGCUAAAAGAAAUCCUAGAAAGGCGGAAAAUAAGUGUCUCUUGUAAAGAUAAUUACAGGCCAGUUCAGUUGCUUCAGUGUACCAACAAUCCUGACCAUGCUGCCUGCAGAGCUUGCUCCUGAAAACAUGGUGCCCUGUGUUGAUAUAUCAUUACUUGAAAUUUUAUGAUAAGCAAUGAGAUAUAUAGAGAAAGUAAAAUGCAAAGGUUGAACUAGACAUGACAGGGACAGAUCUCUGUAUUUUAACCCAGAUCUACUCCAGAUAUUUGGUUAGCAGGAACUGGGAAGUGCAGAGCACAACACUCUCCCCCCCUUUAUAGCUUCCACCUUUAGUAAUCUUCCCCCUUACACCAGUUUUGCUUCAGCCAGGGCUUGAUCCUGGGUAAGCCCAACUAGGAUAAAAGCAUAGGAAAGAAUUGAAGCAGGCAGGUGAGUUGCAGGUGGGGAGUAUGAUAUCCCUUUUGCUCAUCUCACCACUUCCUUUAUCAUGUGAUGGCAAGGGAUUGGGGUUUAAACACACAGAUCUGCUGCUACAAUGCCUUGUCUGUCCCUUAGAUAACUGUGACUUGAGGCAUCCACAGAAUUGUACCUACAACUGUGUGUGUGCUCUUAAUACAGAACUGGAAGGGAGUAAUAGUUUAGAAUGACCUAGCUAUACUCUGGUUCACUAAUGCACUUCAUUUACAGUUUUGUGGGCAUAUUUCACACACAUCCCUGCAUGCAUAUAUAAAAUGAUAAAACUACAGAGAUCCUGUAAAAGGGUCAAAAUGAGCAUAAUUUUAGGAAGAACAAACAUUACUGAUAAUAGUAAAAAGAGUGUGCCUUACCGCUAUUGUUCCUUGUGUGCCCAGCCACUGCAGGGGAGUAAAAACCCAGGCCGAGACCAUUGCCUUCAGACCAUCUAUCCUCUGUUACAGCAGAGGAUCUAGAUGGCUACUGUCAUUUGAGCUGGAUUAAAAGGGGAAUGCUGGUCUCUCCUCCAGUGUUAAGACUAAGAACACACACAGGGCCAGUUCAUGAUUAUCCAAAUGAGCCCCCCCCCCCAUACUUGUGUUCUUGUGGGACGUGUGAAUGGUUGGUUUUAUACACACAGCAGAAAGAUAGUAAUGCUUCUGUUUGUGAAUCCCCGAUUUUUUGAUGUAAAACAUUACAAACAUAGUUUUUGUCACAAAAACUUUGCAUAUGUUGUGCAUAUGCAAAUGUUCCAACAAACAGAGAAUGCUCUACUUCCUUUUUCUUCUCUGCUUCAUCUUACUUACCUAGGUGAAAACACCUCUCAGGAAAUUGAUGGAGACCAAGUAGAGAAUCAUGACCACCAUGUAAUUUAACUAUUUCUUUUCUUUCUGAUAAUUUUGUACCACUCAAAGAGAUAAUGUCCUAGCUUUUCUGAAUUUCAAAAGUUGCCUUUAUUUUUAAUACCUAAUAAUUUUCUUUUUGCUUAUUAUUGAUUGUUGCUGCUGUUAAGGAUAAUGG
Molecule: messenger RNA, 2402 nt
Organism: Varanus komodoensis (Komodo dragon)
Lineage: Eukaryota; Metazoa; Chordata; Lepidosauria; Squamata; Varanidae
Gene: CD38
Product: CD38 molecule
Exons: 8
Coding region: 117-1052 (311 amino acids)
Biological process (GO): positive regulation of B cell proliferation
Cellular component (GO): plasma membrane
Molecular function (GO): NAD+ nucleosidase activity; phosphorus-oxygen lyase activity
Source: RefSeq, a predicted model, not a curated record